Messenger RNA from Trichoderma gamsii, 177 nucleotides. RefSeq lists its product as hypothetical. The transcript has 3 exons. Bases 1 to 177 code for a protein of 58 amino acids. Lineage: Eukaryota; Fungi; Ascomycota; Sordariomycetes; Hypocreales; Hypocreaceae. The record is from RefSeq and is a predicted model, not a curated record.
AUGAAGUUCUCUCUCGCUCUGUUCGUUGGCGUAGCUGUGGCUGCCCCUUCUCUGCAGAUUCGCCAGACUGACGGCUGCGCCAUCUAUGAAACCUGUUUUCAAUUCCCGCUGCCAUGUCCAUCUGGUCAUGUUUCGAAGGAAGUGAAUGGGUGUUACACUUGCUGCCUUGUUGGAUGA